GAAAAUUCCCUUUCUGUAUUAUUUGACCGAGUUCGUGAAACAUUCUUUAGUGAAAAAAAGUAAAAGAAAAAUCCAUUUCGGGGAUAAUAAGGGUGCAUCAUCAUCGAUGUCUAUCAAGGCUCCUGGAAUUCCAAGAGUCCCAGUGUCAGAUGAGAACGAUCAAAGCCAUCGAGAAAUGGGUUCUAACGUUCAGACCACAAAGAAAUUUAUCCCAAAGCAUUACAUGUCCCAAACCAUAUCUGCAGCUAGCAAGGUCGCUGUCCCGAGAAAGAAAAUCUUAGGCGAAAGGAAUGCAGCCCCGGAAUCGAUGUUCUCCGAUUCCCAUAUCCAAAAGACCCCCAUUUUUGAAUCAAAAAUCACUUUUGUGAAUCCCGGAACCGAUAUUUCCUAUGUAUCAUUGCCGCAGGGGUUUGAAUCCGAUGACAAUGGGGAGAAUGCUCUUGUUGCUGACGUUUCUUUGCGGCCCUAGGAUCCGCUAACUAAUUUUCUUUCUCCAAGACCUAAAUUUCUCCGGUACAUGCCGAAUAGGCGCCGUGAGAUUUUUCUUCGUCGAGUAAAAGAGAUCAAAGGAGGAAAAUAUGAGACGUAUAUUAGUACAACUGGUUCUUUUGAAUUUGGGAAAGCUAGUGAGGAGGAAUCUGACUCGGUUUGCGGUCGUGGCUCUUUGCCUUCAUCUCGCGAAGGAUCUUUACAGCAAGAAGACGAACAAUUUGUGGAAAUCGAGGAGGUAGAGGAGGCAAGAGGUAGGAGCUUGAAAAGGGUGCUGGAGUUUUUAGUUUGGUCUUUUCUUUUCGUUCUUUCUACCUUUUAUAUAUCUUCAAUGAAUUCUCCAGCAACUUCACCUAGUUUACAAUCUUUUGAGGGUCUUAAUAAAGGUGGGUACCUUAAGAUUUUAAACCAUACGUCGGAAGCUUUAUUGGCUAUGAGACUUGAAAGUGGAAGUGACAUUUGGGAUCAGGCAGAAGAAAUACAAUUGGAUUUGGGUCGUGGACACCAGAGAGAUAGGAUUGAGGAACAAAAAAUGGUUGAAGAUGUGAAAAUAGGAGUAGACAUUGCUGAGGAGGGAGCUCAAUGAAGUAAUAUAUCUAAAGGGUGCAAAAAGUAAAGCUUUAGAGGUAGUUGAAGAUAGAAAGAAGGGAACAGUACUUGAUGAGUUGCGUGAAAUGACAGAGCCACAAGCUGCAGAUAUUGACGAAGGUUGUGACCAUGAAAUGGUGAAGAUAAGGGGUUUUUCUGACAUGAUGAUUGAUAAUUCUGAGUUACAAAUAGGUAAAACUAUACAAAAGUUUGAGACUUUGCAGGAUUAUCAGGCACAAUCCACGUUUAAUGGAAAGGAUCGCCAAAUCAUAGAAUCCGAUAUUGCAAAUAUUCUUGAAGAAGAAAAUGAUUUUAUAGUGGAGCCAGCUGAAGAAGUUCACAGUGACAAGCUGGAGAUGAAGACAUGAUUGAAACAAAAAUGGACGGAAUGGAAAAUCUCACUAUCAUAGCCGGUGAAAUUAUCGGCUAAGAGAGAUGGGCAAUGGUGAUACAGACUUUGAGAUUCUCAAUCUUGAAGCAGAAGUAAAUUUGGAGGAUAGCCUAACGAAGUACUUGGAAAUCGAAUUGUUGUUACUGAAAGCGAUUAUUGGGGCUUCAGUAUUUUCUGUGAUUGUAGCCUUUUUGGUCUGGGGUUUCCACUUUAAGCGUAUGAAAACUUCAUUGAACGAUUCUUGUCUAUUUGCAAAGCCUUGUUUUGAAUCUCUGAUGGUAGAGAAAGAUAAAACUAUUGGAAAGGAUUCUUUCUAUGACCCCAAAGCCUUCUUUGAUUGUAAAACCUCUCGUAUUGAAUUUGUCAUAGCAGAGAAGCAUAGCUCAGGGCUUUGUAAUAGGGAAGAGAUGCACAUGGAACGUUUUGGCUCUUUCGUGAGUUAUUCAUCUUUUCAUGCAGUGGAGAAGUCUCUCAAAGAUAAUAACGAAAGCCGAGCACCAACAAUUGAGUUGCUCGGGGAGUUUGUGUUUGUAAAGGUAAGCAGCAGCUCUCUGAGCGAGUAUUCUGUUUCCACGGAGAAGUCAAGGAGCAAAGUCCAUUCGGUUCCUCUACAACCCCAGCCGGCUUUCUCGGAGUUCCCUACGAUGGAUUCUCAUUCAUGUGCAAGAUAUACUUCUAGGAAGAUUGUGAAAGAAGAGAGGUAAAGCCAUUUAUAUUUCCUGUAAUUUGCUAUUUGUUGAAAGAAAGAUGAUGAUGGUUUGCAUACACAACAUGCCACAACGAAUAUAUCUAUACUAUAGAAUAAGUGGGGAUGGCUGUCAACAGUGAAUUGUCCUCCGUGAAUGAUUCCGUUUUUGUGUGUUUUGUCUUUUCUGUCCUACUGUUUUGGUGUUAUGUGUCCGUUUAAGUGAGGGCACUUUGGUCUUUGGGUGCAGCUGUGUAAGAGGGUGGGUAGCUUCAGUUCUUUUUUUUCUUUGCAUCUUCUCUCUCCGAAAGCAAACUGCUUUAUCUCUUCAUCUUCUCUCUUACUUGCGUGUUUUAUCUUCUCUGAGUGUCUCUUUAGGUUUGUUUUGUGCAGCAUUUUUUUUUCAUGCCAUUGGCUUGGAGAUUUUACAUGAGC
Juglans regia (Persian walnut) is the source of this 2588-nucleotide messenger RNA. RefSeq lists its product as uncharacterized. The transcript is spliced from 2 exons. The coding region runs from base 1513 to 2172 and encodes 219 amino acids. Lineage: Eukaryota; Viridiplantae; Streptophyta; Magnoliopsida; Fagales; Juglandaceae. The record is from RefSeq and is a predicted model, not a curated record.